GCCGGGAGUGGGAGUGGGAGGAAGGCGCUCGGGGAAGCCAGAGGAAGCCGGAGAGCGGGGGGCUGCGCGGCGGGGCCGACUGCGCGGGCAGCCCGGGGACAGAGCCGCAGGGCAUCGCCGGCAGCUGCGGGCAGGAGGGCAUCACCGGUGGCGGCGGGAGCCAGCACCCGGCUGGCACGGCUGGAGCGAGAAGGUGGUGGCUGGACUGAGGGGUCCCCAACCUGUCCCCCCCCCGCCACCCCAAAGGCAGGAAGGCGAGGCCGCCAUGGCGAUGCUCCUGGAGCCCGGGAUGCAGAGUCUCCGGAUGGGUGCCAAUGGCGAGCGGUGCCCCACGCCGUCCCCUCCCGGCUCCCCGGGGACGCCCCACGACAGCUGCAGCAUCGCCCCACUGACGCCCUCCCAGUCGCCGAGGAGCGAGGCUCGCUCCCAGCAAACCACCUCCUUCGCUGUGGUGGUGGCCAUCGACUUCGGCACCACGUCCAGUGGCUACGCCUUCAGCUUCUCCAGCGACCCGGAGGCCAUCCACAUGAUGAGGAAAUGGGAAGGAGGUGACCCGGGGGUGGCCAACCAGAAGACCCCCACCAGCCUCCUGCUGACGCCGGAGGGCGUCUUCCACAGCUUCGGCUACACCGCCCGGGACUACUACCACGACCUGGACCCCGAGGAAGCCCGCGACUGGCUCUACUUCGAGAAGUUUAAGAUGAAGAUUCACAGCACCAGCGACCUCACCAUGCAAACUGAACUAGAAGCUGUCAACGGGAAGAAAAUGCAAGCGCUGGAGGUGUUUGCCCACGCGCUCCGCUUCUUCAAGCAGCACGCCGUGCAGGAGCUGAAGGACCAGUGCCCGUCCCUGCCCGAGAGAGAUGCCAUCCGCUGGGUGAUCACUGUGCCCGCCAUCUGGAAGCAACCGGCCAAGCAGUUCAUGCGGGAGGCUGCCUACAAGGCCGGUCUGGUGUCCCCGGAGAACCCGGAGCAGCUGCUGAUCGCGCUGGAGCCCGAAGCCGCCUCCAUUUAUUGCAGGAAGCUUCGCCUCCACCAACUGAUCGACCUGAGCUGCAAACCCCCGGCCAACGGGCUGGCACCGGACCACUCCAUCGACUCCAGCUUUCGGCAGGCCCGAGAGCAGCUCCGGCGGUCCCGCCACAGCCGCACCUUCCUGGUGGAGUCGGGAGUUGGGGAGCUCUGGUCGGAGAUGCAGGCAGGUGACCGCUACAUCGUGGCGGACUGCGGCGGUGGCACGGUGGACCUCACCGUGCACCAGAUCGAGAAACCACAGGGGACACUGAAGGAGCUGUACAAAGCCUCAGGGGGUCCCUACGGGGCCGUGGGGGUGGACCUGGCCUUCGAGAAGCUGCUGUGCCACAUUUUCGGGGAGGAUUUCAUCGCCACCUUCAAGGCCAAGCGCCCCGCCGCUUGGGUGGACCUGACCAUCGCCUUCGAAGCCCGCAAGCGGGCAGCAGCCCCCUCCCGCGCCAGCCCCCUCAACAUCUCCCUGCCCUUCUCCUUCAUCGACUUCUACCGCAAGCACCGGGGCCAGAACGUGGAGACAGCCCUCAAGAAGAGCAAUGUCAACUUUGUGAAGUGGUCGUCCCAAGGGAUGCUGCGGAUGUCCUCGGAGGCCAUGAGCGAGCUCUUCCAGCCCACCAUCAGCCAGAUCAUCAAACACAUCGACGACCUCCUGAAGAAGCCGGAGGUCCAAGGCAUCAAGUUCCUCUUCCUGGUGGGGGGCUUCGCGGAGUCGGCCAUGCUGCAGCGCGCCGUCCAGGCGGCCUUCGGCCACACCUGCCGCGUCAUCAUCCCCCAAGACGUGGGGCUGACCAUCCUCAAAGGGGCCGUGCUCUUCGGCCUCGACCCCACCAUCGUCCGCGUCCGCCGCUCCCCCCUGACCUACGGCGUGGGGGUGCUCAACAAGUUUGUGGAGGGGAAGCACCCGCGGGAGAAGCUGCUGGUGAAGGAGGGCAAGAACUGGUGCACCGACAUCUUUGAGAAGUUUGUCUCCGUGGACCAGUCCGUGGCACUGGGAGAGGUGGUCCAGCGCAGCUACUGCCCAGCCCGGCCGGGCCAGCGCAAGACCAUCAUCAACAUCUACUGCUGUGCCACCGACGACGUGGUCUACAUCACCGACCCUGGCGUGCGCAAGUGCGGCACCAUCAGCCUGGAGCUGGAGGCGCUGGGCGACGCCGGCAGCCCGGCACGCGGCCGCCGGGAGAUCCGCGCCAGCAUGCAGUUCGGGGACACAGAGAUCAAGGUCACCGCCAUGGACAUCCGCACCUCCAAGACGGUCCGAGCCACCAUCGAUUUCCUCUCCAACUGAGACCCUUCCUUCAGGGGGCUGUGUGGGGAGGGAUGGGGACCUCGGGAACCUGCUGCCCACUCGGGAUCCCCACCGGCACCCGCUUUGGGCUCUGGCCUCACAGGACUCCCAUGGGUGCAAGGAGCUGGGAAGAGGGAACAAGCAGCUUACUGCCACCAGACCCCGCUGCACCCAUGCUGGUGGCCCCCGCCCUACUCAUGGCACGCCCCAAAGAUGCUCCCCACCUGCUGCCGGGCAGUGCUGCACCAGGGCCCCCAUCUCCCACAGAAACGGGUCGGGGUCUGAACUGUCAGAAAGGGUGACUGCACCCCCGGCAUCGCUGAGCGGGACAGGGGCAGCGCUGCCCAGCCAAGCGGGGGCCGGGGGCUCAGGCUGCCCCACUCCCGAGCAUGGGUAAGGCCACUGACAGAGCCCGCAGCACCCCCAGCUCCCAAGAAUACCGACGCACACGCUUUCUGUAAACCCACAUUUCUAUUUUUUUACAUAUAUUGCACGUCGCCCUCGCAGCUGGCAUCCCCUGAGCAGCAGAGUUUGACGUGGCCAGAGCAGCCCAGCGAGGACAGGGACAGUGGCACAGGAGGAGGGGGACAGUAGCCCACCCUCACCCUCUCCUGGACCCCUUUUAACUAGAGGUUGGGGCAGUUUGCAGCACGAAGCCCCUCACCCUAUUCAGGAACCCUCUCCCCAAAGGGCCCAACCGGGUUUAUCCGUGUCCACAGGGAUGGGCUCCUGCAGCCCCCUGCACCCAGGGGUGAACAAAUAAAUGGACAUGACCCCCCCCCGGGAGCCUCUGAAAUAGCACAGCAUUGCAGGGAAGGGCUGGCUUCAUAUCCCCCGGGGUGUCCCCUGCUCAUCUGGGGUGUCCCCUGUCCACGUGGGGAGUGUCCAGUCCCUUCCAUGCUCCUCUGUGGGUUGCAGCUGCCAGCUCCGAUGCUCUGGGACACUUUAAUGGAGGCGACCUGAGCUCCAGCCCCCUCCCAGCUGAAGAUUAUUAUUUACCUCUAUGGAUUUUUGUACUUUAAAAAACCCCACACAUACACACAGACGUGUAUAUAUAUAUAUAUAUAUAUUUUUAUAUAUAUAUAGGCACAUA
Chroicocephalus ridibundus (black-headed gull) is the source of this 3407-nucleotide messenger RNA. It is a transcript of the gene HSPA12B, whose product is annotated as heat shock protein family A (Hsp70) member 12B. The record is from RefSeq and is a predicted model, not a curated record. Lineage: Eukaryota; Metazoa; Chordata; Aves; Charadriiformes; Laridae. Bases 266 to 2314 code for a protein of 682 amino acids. The transcript has 13 exons.